Molecule: messenger RNA, 499 nt
Organism: Aspergillus brunneoviolaceus CBS 621.78
Lineage: Eukaryota; Fungi; Ascomycota; Eurotiomycetes; Eurotiales; Aspergillaceae
Exons: 1
Coding region: 13-261 (82 amino acids)
Source: RefSeq, a predicted model, not a curated record
GGAUGGGCAUCUAUGGAGUAUUCCAUUUCUAUAGAGCUCGAUGUGGGGCAUGCGUUACAUACUCGUAGUAAAGAUCUCAAAUCAUCAGAGGUUGAUCUUCACGGUGGCAUUUGUCCUUCUGACUUCGGACUUUGCUCCUGUUUCCUGGUGUGCUGGUGGAAGUUUAUCCCGUACUUCGUGGUGUGGGUAGUAGAAAAGUCAAAAAAUAGGGAUUCAAUGAUGAAGUGGGAGUUUGGACGGGACAUACACACGUCCAUGUGAAACCAUAGCAGGGUAUGGGUCGGAAUAUAAACUCCGCGCUUUGGCAGUCGCUAGUUAGUCUCAUAUGCUUUGAUGGGAUGUAGAUACUGUUUUUGCGCUGGUUUCUGUUUAAUGGUGGCUAUGAUUCUGUCGAUUCUAGUCGGUCAGUAGUACAUGAAAAGUGAUAGAUAGUCAUCUCAACUUAUCCUAAGCAAGCUGGAAUAGCCGGCAUUUGGAAAACAACACACAAUUCAAAUCC